AUGACCCACCCACUUGCCAUUCUCUCACAGAGGGAGACGAACAUUGCUCGUGAUGUUGUCCGAGAGUGCCACCCAGGAACAGUUAUCGAUUUCCGAGAAAUAUUCCUGAACGAGCCCCCAAAGGCUGAGCUGGUGGAAUUUCUGGCCAUCGAACACGCUGGACGGUUGACUCCAACAACUCCGCGCCCCCCUCGAAGAGCUCUAUGUCAGUACGAUGUAAUUGGCGAGGACCGGAUACCACAGUUCCACGAAUCCAUCGUCGAUGUGGUGAGCCGUCGCCGUGUCAAGCACACCGUUGUUGGCAAACAACAUCAUGCCAGUUUGACUUUGAGCGAGUUUGACGUUUUGGUCGAUCGAUGUAUGAACUCGCCGCUAUUUCAAUCUGCUUUGGCAGACUUUCGUCUACCGGACGGCUUUGAAGUCGUGAUUGAACCAUGGCCCUAUGGCGGGCUCGACGAGACCGAAGAAAACCGGCGCUACUUCCAGGGCCUUUGUUUCGCCAGAGAUACUCGAUCAGGCAAUGCUGACACGAAUUUCUACUCAUACCCCUUGCCUCUGAUCCCGGUCAUGGAUGCGCACACUCAAGAAAUCAUUCGCGUUGAUCGACCAGCCACUGGCGGAAAGGGUGACGGGUUAACCGAGCAGACGUUCAAGACCGAUAUCAUCGGUCAUUGCAAACCAUCGGAGUAUGUGCCUGAGCUGCUACCAGAGGGAACAAGAAAGGAUCUGAAGCCUUUGAAUGUGCUGCAACCGGAAGGACCGUCAUUCAAAGUGACGGACGAAUCACUGGUCGAGUGGCAGCGAUGGCGCUUUCGGGUGGCAUUCAACCCCCGUGAAGGCGCCACAAUUCAUGACGUCUGGUACGACGGCCGAAGUGUGAUGUAUCGGUUGGCCAUUAGCGAAAUGACCGUGCCAUACGCCGAUCCUCGGCCACCAUUUCACCGGAAGCAGGCCUUCGAUUUUGGUGAUGGGGGCGGAGGCAACAUGGCAAACAACUUGUCGCUCGGUUGCGACUGUCUCGGUGUGAUCAAAUACUUUGACGCGGUGAUCACGAAUGCGGACGGCUCUGCCCAGAAGCUACCCAAUGCCAUCUGCUUGCAUGAACAGGACAAUGGAAUUGGAUGGAAACACUCUAACUGGCGUACUGGCCGGGCAGUAGUCACAAGACACCGCGAACUAGUCAUCCAGUUCAUCAUCACUUUGGCCAACUACGAAUACAUCUUCGCAUACAAGUUCGACCAAGCGGGCGGCAUUACCGUUGAAUCUCGGGCAACUGGUAUUCUCAACGUCGUCAACAUUGACUCUGGCAAGGCUAGCGAGUACGGGAACGUCGUCAGCGGUGGUGUCCUUGCGCAAAAUCACCAGCACAUUUUCUGUGUACGAAUGGAUCCGGCGGUCGAUGGAGUGAACAAUUCAGUCGUGGUUGAAGAGUCCCACCCCGUGCCUUUGAAUGUGACGACCAAUCCACAUGGAAAUCUAUACCGGGUCAUCAAGAAGACGGUGGAUCAAGCUACAUUCAUGGACGCUGACCCCAAGAUUAAUCGAACAAUCAAGAUGAUCAACCCCCACAAACUCAACCCGAUCAGUGGGAAUCCGGUCGGUUACAAGUUCAUCCCCAUGGCGACCCAGUUACUGUUGGCCGACUCGAGAUCUGUGCAGGCUCGCCGGGCCCAGUUUGCUCAGCACCAUGUGUGGGUGACCAAGCAUCGCGAUGAUGAACUAUACGCCGGUGGACGCUAUACUUUGCAAAGCCAGAAAGAGGUCGACGGAGUGGCUGAUGCGGUGCUUCGUGGAGAUUCCGUGUCAGACACGGACGUGGUUGUCUGGUGUACCUUUGGCAUCACUCACAACCCGCGAGUGGAAGACUGGCCGGUGAUGCCCGUCGAGAUCAUGCAGCUGACGAUCCGUCCAGCCGACUUUUUUGUGGCAAAUCCAGCAAUUGACGUGCCGUCAAGUCGGAACGUCUCCUCUCAGCUAGUUGACUCGAAAUGUUGUCGAGAAGCCCGUAUCUAG
This is a messenger RNA of Penicillium diatomitis, 2013 nucleotides long. RefSeq names its product putative copper amine oxidase. NCBI's taxonomy places the organism in Eukaryota, Fungi, Ascomycota, Eurotiomycetes, Eurotiales, Aspergillaceae. The coding region runs from base 1 to 2013 and encodes 670 amino acids. The record is from RefSeq and is a predicted model, not a curated record. Gene Ontology annotation, biological process: amine metabolic process. Gene Ontology annotation, molecular function: primary methylamine oxidase activity; copper ion binding; quinone binding. The transcript is spliced from 3 exons.